AUGGAUACAACAGAGAAUUAUCUAACAGCAACACUUCAAAGGAAGAAAGGCGAAAACUUCGGAUUUUCACUUCGUCGUGCUAUUGAGGAUGGUGCUAAGUUUCGACUAGCUGAAGGUUUACCAACUUUGCAUAAAAUUGUAAACAUAUUAGAAAAUGGCCACGCUUAUAAAGCUUCUUUGCGCAAUGAUGAUCAUUUAAUUGAAAUCAAUGGACAAGACGUAAAAUCAAAGUCUUAUGCAGAAUGCAUAGGACUUAUUCAAAAUACUGGAGAUACAUUAACAGUCAAAAUAUUUCGGUUGUCUGAAGAAAAUACUAUUAACCCAUCUCUUCUACCAUCUAUUAUAGUUACGGUUAAUUAUAAUAAUCCUUCAAUUAUUCAUUGCUUCGAAUUCCUUAAACCUCAUUGUGAAAAUUCAGAAGGUUCACUGGAUCCCAUAUUCAAUACCAUUGUUAAUGAAUCACUCGACGCAAACAUACUUUUUCAAAUUUUGAGCAAUCAAAUAUUACCAGUCGACUAUUUAAUCGCAUAUGUCGUUGAUAGUCUUAAACGAUAUCAUGCUCUCAAUGACAUAAUCAUUCUUCUGUCGGAAGCUGUUGAAUUAUUAGCUGAAAAUAAUACUGACAAUAAAUAUGAAAUGCUCAUCGAUCAACUUACCAAAAGAAUGUUACUUGUUCAAACGCUUGAGAAUAUGUCUUAUGAUAGUCAACGUUUUCUAUGCAAUUUCAUUCGAAAAAAUGAUUUACCUAUUCCAUUAUCAUAUACAUUUUGGAAUUCAACAGAAAAAGCAAUGUAUCAUCGAAUCAAUUUUAAUUGUUUGAUGGAAACAUUGUGCAUCACUGAUCUUCAUGUAGUUCUACAAUUUGGCAGUCCAUCAGCUUCUGGUUUAGGCAAAACAAGUCUCAUUGGAUAUUUAUUUAAUGAUAAACGUCGUGAAUCUUUCUUUACUGAUACAGCUGAUUGUUCAUGGCGAGAUGGUUGUGUAGAUGUACUCUUCGCUGAUCAAUUUACUAUUUUCGAUGUUCAUGGUAAAGCAACAGAUACCAGAUUAAUACGAGCAAUUCAACCUUACACUUAUGUUCAAAUUAUUUAUGUUACUCAAGAAGAUCUAAAUGGAAAUUUCUUAGAAUCAAAUGUUAUGCAAAUUAUUCCAAAUAUUCAAACAAUUAUAGUUGUUUUUGAUCGUAAUUAUGAUGAUGUUGAAUUAUCAACGAAACUUAUUAAGUGUUUUGAAGACAAAUUUACGCAAUGGACUAAUAUACAGUGGACAUCGGCACCUAUGCUCAAUACACACAAUAGUCUGCCAACACGCAAAAUAGCACAACGAAAUAAGCGUUUGCGUGAAAAAUUCGAUCAAUUAUUAAAACAAAUUAAAUCGUCUGUGCAAGGAUCAUUAUUUCGAAGUUGUUUCCAAAUUCAGUCGUCCUUCUAUGAAAAAACCUCUGGUCUAACACCAAUUAAACCUGUGUUUGAAAUUGAAACCGAACUUGAUCGUCUUUUUUCACAUCUUUCUGAUAAAACAGAAAAUCUUCUUCUUGUUACACCUAUUAGUUAUCAACAAUCACAACUUAAAGUAUCAACUGCAUCGUUUUAUGAAACGCUGAAAACCGAAAGAAUAGUAUCAAAUUCUAUAGUAAAUGAUGUUUCUCAAAGAAUUCAAACNAUUCAACCUUACACUUAUGUUCAAAUUAUUUAUGUUACUCAAGAAGAUCUAAAUGGAAAUUUCUUAGAAUCAAAUGUUAUGCAAAUUAUUCCAAAUAUUCAAACAAUUAUAGUUGUUUUUGAUCGUAAUUAUGAUGAUGUUGAAUUAUCAACGAAACUUAUUAAGUGUUUUGAAGACAAAUUUACGCAAUGGACUAAUACACAAUGGACAUCGGCACCUAUGCUCAAUACACACAAUAGUCUGUCAACACGCAAAAUAGCACAACGAAAUAAGCGUUUGCGUGAAAAAUUCGAUCAAUUAUUAAAGCAAAUUAAGUCGUCUGGGCAAGGAUCAUUAUUUCGAAGUUGUUUCCAAAUUCAGUCAUCGUUCUAUGAAAAAAAUCCUAGUCUAACACCAAUUAAACUUGUGUUUGAAAUUGAAACUGAACUUGAUCGUCUUUUUUCACAUCUUUCUGAUAAAACAGAAAAUCUUCUUCUUGUUACACCUAUUAGUUAUCAACAAUCACAACUUAAAGUAUCAACUGCAUCGUUUUAUGAAACGUUGAAACCCGAAAGAGUUGUCUCAAAUUCUACAGUAAAUGAUGUUUCUCGAAGAAUUCAAACAUCUAGUAUAAUCAAUGAAUAUCAUAACUUUACUAUUUCAUUACUUAAUCAUCGAACUUAUAUUGAAUUACUUAUUGUUGAAGCUUAUUUAGAAAAAUGGCGAGCGUCUUAUGUACCAAGUUUGCGCAAACAACAAGAACUCUUACGUGAAAAUGCUUCAGUAAUCUUACGACAGUUAAAACAAGCUGAACGAGAAAAUUCAGCAUCAUCUGAAACAACUGGUUUGCGUCAACAAUAUGAAAUGUUACUUACUCAACUAAGAGAUGUUGAUAGAUGUUUAAUGAAUGUUGAUUUAACAUUUGGUUUAUUUUGUGAUGAAUUAUUUGCUUUAUGGGAUAAUAUUCAUAGAACACAAUCAUCUAGUGAAAUAAAAAAACUUCAAAACAAAUUUGAUCUUGUUGCUACUAAAUUAGCAGAACUUGUCUACAAAGGUUUUGCUUUACAUAUUCUUCGUGGUCGACCUUUACAAAGUCAUAGUCGAUUAUUAAGAAUGUGCAUGGAAAAAUUGAAUUUUAAAGAUUCUAUCGCUAUUCUAACUGUUAUUGGAGAACAAUCAUCGGCUAAAUCAUCUUUACUUAAUUCAACAUUUGGAUGCAAUUUUCGUGUUAGUGCUGGACGAUGCACCGUUGGGCUAUAUCUGGGUCUUGCAUAUUAUAAAAAUAUGAGUAUUAUAAUUUUGGAUACUGAAGGAUUAAUGUCAUUAGAAGAAUCAGGAUCAAUUUUCGAUAAUCAAAUGGUCACAAUGGCUGUACUUUCUUCUAAUCUUGUACUUGUCAAUCAUAAAGGUGAAAUAAGUUCGAGUCUUGAAGGUCUUAUUGGUAUGAGUUUGUAUGCUAAAAUUCAAAUUCAAAGUUCACCAUUCAAACCAAAACUUUUAUUUGUUUUACGUGAUCAAACUCAACGGGAUAUGAAAAUUUUUCAACAACAACUUAAUAAAUUAAAAGACAAUAUUCAAACAAAUGGACAAUUUUUACAAAUGUCUAUUGAUGAUGAACUUGAAAUGAAACAUAUUAUUCUUAUGCCUGGAGCAUUUAUAGAAGAUACGAAUCGGGAUUAUGGUAUUGUACAAAAAUGGCGUACAGAAACAUUCUCUAUGGAAAUUAAUAAACUUCGUACAAACGUAUUCCAAUGUCUUGAAGAACAAAUGAAUGAAACAGUAAAUAUGAAUUUUCCUCAACGAAAUUCUACGAAUUCACGCAAAAACUUUGAUUCUUAUUUAUAUUCGAAAUUAACAACAAAUUGGAAAUCAAUUGAUGAUCUUGGAGAAGGUUUACUUCGUUGUCAAAGUCUAUAUGAAUUAAGUAUUCAAAAUGAACUUAAAUCUAUUGCUGCAAGUAUUAUUGUCGCACGACAAAAUCAAUUACAAAGAUUAGGAAGUGAUUUAAUUGAAAUAUUGAUUAAAAAAAAUGAUCAAUUGAUUCAUACAAAUUUAGACACAAAUAAAAACUUAAAACCACAUCUUUGGCUUAAACAUAUUGUUAAACAAGGAAUUACAGUUUUAAACAAACUUAUUAAUGAACAAACUGAAGAUGCCUUAAAAGAUUAUGAAGAACAAACAGAACAUAGUUACUUUAAACAUAUGAAACAUCAUGGAAAAACUAUUAAAGCCAGUAUUAAAAAUAUGGAACAAUAUUUAUAUGAACAACUUGAAAUGCGUGCUUUAGAAACAGCAUUAAAAACAACACAGGACUAUUAUCGACAAGAAUUAUUAAAUAUAAAACUUACUAUAAAAACAUCUAAUGAUUUUACUAUGAGAAUGGAUCAACGUGUUCAAGAACUCGAAAUUGAAAUUACUGAUAGUCUUCAAGCAUAUAAAAAAAGUAAAGAAACUAUUAUGAAAUCUAUUUUAGAUGUAUAUAAGAAUGUUAUUCAAACUAAAAAUGAAAAUAAACAUCGUAAUAGUACUUAUAAUCUAUGUCCACCACUUGAUUAUAAUAAAUAUUUUGAUAUUGUUCAAGAACUUCAUAUUAUCAUUAACAAAUAUGUAAAUAAAUACAUUCAACAGAAUGAACGUAGUAAUUCAUCACUAGAAACUGUUACUCCUCGGUCACCUUUAAUGACAACUAUGAAUUUAUCACCUUUUUCUUUUCCAAUUGAAGGUCAAAAUGUAUUUCACUGGUUUAAUAAGUUCAAUGAACCAAUUAAGAAUCAACAAAUGAUACAUUUUGUUUUUAGUGUACUACUUAAUCAAAUCAACGAUCGACUCGAUAUGUCUCCUUUACAUUUAGCAUAUUCAGAUCCAAAAAUGAUAGAUGAACUUAUUGAAAUUAUCGAUUAUGAAGUUCAUUCAGCUAAAUUAGAUUUUAGUCAUAUUAAUAGACCUGCAUUGAUUCGUGAUCUUAUUAUUUUUACGUUACAUAUGCUUGUUGAAAAAACGAAUCAACGAUUUGAACUAAAAAUAAAACAAUUAUUAACUGAAACACUUAAUAAUCUUAACCAAGUAAAAGAAAAUCUUCUUGAACAAAUGAAUAAAGAUGAAAAAACAAAUAAUCAAGCUAAACUUUUUCGUCGGAUAAUUGGAAAAGAAAUUAUUUGUGAAUUAGGACGAAUAAAUCGACAAAAAUUAAUUGAAGAGAUUCGUAACAAAUUUAAUGAAUAUUACUUAAUUGAUCCAACUGAUAUUACUCGGCAAAUUUAUUCAGAAAGUAUUGCUUCACAACCAAUUAAUCCUUUAGCUAUAUUGAAGUUUGUCUCAGAUCCAAGUUAUUUUUGCCGAGAACAUAUUUAUUUGACUGUCAAGGAUUUUCUUCAAGAAUUCAUUAAUAUAUAUUCGAAUGAUUUUACUACAAAAUUAACUGCCUAUAUGUUAAUAAUGGCAGAUGUAGUUUUGAACAGUGAAUCUACUGACACUCAUGUACUACACAAACAAAUACUUCAACAGAUUGUUUCUGCAAUACCCGACUUUCAAGCUUCACGUACAAUUGAAAUUGAACAAAAAAUUGAAAAUCCAGAUCAAUUUAAAGAAUAUUUUAAAAAUCUUGAUUUAUUUGAAGGCGAGAUGGAUAAUAUUCUAUUACAGCAAUUAGUUAAAGUUCGAGAAGAAUUUAGUCAAACUGUAAUUCAUGAAUGUAUUGAAACAUUAAUCUAUCAGUUAAUUGGUUGCACAUCACGUUGUCCUGGUUGUGGUGUUAAAUGUGAAUUACCAGCCAAAAUUGAUCCUUCAGAAGAACAUCAUCAUUAUAGUCAAUAUCAUCUUCCCAUGGCUUUUAAUGGUUGGCCUCGUAAUGACCAACUUCAUCCACAUUUAUCUAUGUGCUAUCAACAAUGGACAAGUAAAACAUUGUUUCGAGGUGAUAAUUCAAUGUCUAGUCCGGAAGAAUUUUUUUCAUCAGAAGCAUUUGAUUGGUAUAAUGAUGUCAAGAAGAAAAGUGAAACAGGAGAAGCCCAUUUAGAGCGUUAUCCUCUAAUUGAACAACGUCGUGCAUGGAUGGCUGUGCGCUAUAAAUUACUCAAAGAAUUUGAACUACAAGAUCAAGAAAGCUAUCAUUCGGGAAUUUAUCCAACAUUCAUUGUGAGCGUGCCAAACGAUAUGGAAGUACUAUGGGAACCAUUGUAG
Messenger RNA from Rotaria sp. Silwood2, 5820 nucleotides. Lineage: Eukaryota; Metazoa; Rotifera; Eurotatoria; Philodinida; Philodinidae. The record is from the annotation of a GenBank genome assembly.